AUUGAUUCGCCGGUUUUUUUAAAAAAAAAGAAAUACGUUUUUUACAAAACACUGACAAUACACCUACUGGAGGAAAUUAAAUAUGCCAAAUCAAAAAGAAGUUGGAAUUGUACUUGAUCAACCUGGAAAAUCAAUUGCACCGCGUAAUCUUACUCUAGUGCCUCCUCCUCAUCGACAAUGGACUGGUGGCAUUUGUUAUUGUUGUAAAAAUAGAGAUUGGGGUUGUUUUGCGGUAUUCUGUUAUUUCUGUCUGUUAAAUCAACUAACAAAAGCAAUGAAUGAAAAAAAUUGUUAUCCAUGUUUACCAUGGUGUGGAUUAUUAGGAUUGAGAAUGAAAAUGCGAACAACUUAUGGAAUAGAGGGUGAUGGAUGCAAAGAUUGUUGUCAAUUAUGUUUUUGUAAUGGUUGUGUAGCAUGUCAAAUGCAUUAUGAAGCACAACAAAUUGGACUGAUAGAAAAGAAAACCUGUUCAGAUGCAUGUAAUCGUUGUUGUGUAUGUUAUCGAUGAGGAGAAUGGAAUUAAUAUUUAAAAUUAGAAUAAAAGGCGACCUGUAAACUUUCAA
This is a messenger RNA of Schistosoma turkestanicum, 563 nucleotides long. Lineage: Eukaryota; Metazoa; Platyhelminthes; Trematoda; Strigeidida; Schistosomatidae. The record is from the annotation of a GenBank genome assembly.